Molecule: messenger RNA, 411 nt
Organism: Torulaspora globosa
Lineage: Eukaryota; Fungi; Ascomycota; Saccharomycetes; Saccharomycetales; Saccharomycetaceae
Gene: EMC5
Product: Emc5p
Exons: 1
Coding region: 1-411 (136 amino acids)
Biological process (GO): protein folding in endoplasmic reticulum
Cellular component (GO): EMC complex
Source: RefSeq, a predicted model, not a curated record
AUGGGUCUUAUAUCGAAGCUUUUACUUAUAGUGUCAAUCGUACUUAUUGGGCAUUCAGGUUUCUCCAGCUAUGAGUUCCACCAAAUUGUGAAAUUUUCCAAGAAUGGCGCAUCGGAAUCUUCUAUUCGGAUUCCAAAGGACAUACUUUAUGAAACAAUAGCUGGUCUCGUCAUCUUUGUAUUGAGCUCAUUCCUUUCAUUCGAGAAGCUCAGCUAUCUUCCGUUACUUGGUCCCAAGAAAUUGCUCACGCAGGGUCAAUAUCUGUUAGACAUUGAAAUGAGCAAAGCUACGAACGUCGAUAACCUGAUUGGCAGCGAUCCCGCCGGCGCUGUCAACUUUACACCAAAUUUCGUCGAUAUCAUAGCGAAGAGAUCGCAAGUUAAAGAAUGGGAAGCGAAGAAAGACAUCUAA